AUGACAUUAAUACACGCGUGUUUUACGAUCUACUUCUACCCAUUAAGCAUAAGAGUUAUAAAAUUUCCUACACUAUGUUUGUCUAAACAAUACCCGGUUAUUGGGCGUAUCUUAAAUUGUACACCUAUCUGUCUAAUUAUCCGAUUGGAAGAUGAUAACCCGAGCAUACAUUUUACGUACGACGCUUUCGUGUGCCACAUUCAAGACGAUCCGGAGGACAAGCGGUUCGUUCAAGACCUUAUUGAGGAGCUAGAAGAUAGAAGAGGACUUCGACUCUACGUCCCAGGUCGCGAUAAUAGAUUGGAUGCAUCCGAAAACAUCAUUCAUGCUGACGAAAUUGAGGAAAGUUGCCGACGAGUGAUCAUAGUGCUAUCAAGGUCGUUUUUUCAGACCAGAUUGUCCGUCUUCCAAGAAAGAUUUGCACAAGAAUUAUGGACAGCGGAAAGGCGUGCUCGAAUGAUUGCAAUUAUCCGUGAAAGAGGCGCCGUCGUACCUGAUACACUAAAUGAUUGUAAUACUCUCGACUAUAACGACAUGAAUGAGAUCAACUGGGCACUCUUGGCGUCAUCCAUCAAUGAACCGAUCACACAAGCAACAUAUAGGAGAUUUAUAUUAAAUCGAAACGGGCGGGGUCUUAGUUUUCCUUUUCCAGCCGGCGGAAAUGAAAACACAGUGUUAACACUUCGAAAUAGUCAGCCUCCUCCAGGCCCGAACCGAUCACCCGAUCCAGUUUCAACAGAACAUACCAGGACUCAAUGGCCAGACGGCGAAAGCGGAAACACAACACCCAAAACGGUACAUUCUGAUCAUACAACACCAACGUUCAUACUACCAACAACCGAAAAAAAACUUUAA
This is a messenger RNA of Dreissena polymorpha, 855 nucleotides long. Its product is annotated as myeloid differentiation primary response protein MyD88-like. The transcript has 3 exons. Lineage: Eukaryota; Metazoa; Mollusca; Bivalvia; Myida; Dreissenidae. Gene Ontology annotation, biological process: signal transduction. Bases 1 to 855 code for a protein of 284 amino acids. The record is from RefSeq and is a predicted model, not a curated record.